GUCCAGUGAAGAGGCUGUGCUCCUAGAUUUAAAACAGUCUCAAGCUAUUGCUGUGAUUGACCUUCCAUUUUCUGGCCUGAAAGACUUUCAGGGAAUGAGGAAGAGAUGGCAGUUUCUUGGGGCUCAGUGACCUAUGAAGAUGUAGCUGUGAUAUUCACUCAAGAGGAGUGGGCACUAUUGAGUCCUUCAGAGAAGAAACUCUACAGAGAUGUGAUGUGUGAAAACUUGAGGAACUUUCUUUCACUAGAAAAAGUACAAGAACAUUCCACCAAAGAGCAGCAUAACUUGCAUGGGAGUAAACAAAGUAAUACAGCAGUGAAAAUCUCUGAGUGCAAAAGAAGUCAAAAUGGUAGAAAAUCUCAAGAAUGUGACAUAUACAACAAAUUAUUCACUUAUUCUAUUCAUCUUCAACAACAUGAAAGAAUUCACAGUAGAGAGAAACCCUCUGAAUGUAAACUAUGUAGUAAAACAUUCAGUUGUUCCAGUCAUCUUCGGGCACAUGAAAGAACUCACAGUGGAGAGAAACCCUAUGAAUGUAAACUAUGUAGUAAAAGAUUCAGUUCUUCCACUUAUCUUCGGACACAUAACAGAAUUCACAGUGGAGAGAAACCCUAUGAAUGUAAACUAUGUAGUAAAACAUUCAGACAAUACACUCAUCUUCGGGUACAUGAAAGAACUCACAGUGGAGAGAAACCCUAUGAAUGUAAACUGUGUGGUAAAACAUUCAGUGAUUUUGGUACUCUUUCGAAACAUAAAAGAAUUCAUAGUGGAGAGAAACCCUAUGAAUGUAAACUAUGUAGUAAGACAUUCAGGCAGUACAGUCAUCUUCAGAGUCAUGAACAAACUCACAGUGGAGAGAAACCCUAUGAAUGUAAACAGUGUAGUAAAACAUUCAGUUCUUCCACUUAUCUUCAGACACAUAAAAAAAUUCACAGUGGAGAGAAACCCUAUGAAUGUAAACUAUGUAGUAAAACAUUCAGGCGAUUCAGUCAUCUUCAGAGUCAUGAACAAACUCAUAGUGGAGAGAAACCCUAUGAAUGUAAACAGUGUAGUAAAACAUUCCGUUGUUCUGCUAGUCUUCAGGCACAUCAAAGAAUUCACAGUGGAGAGAAACCCUAUGAAUGUAAACAGUGUAGAAAAACAUUUGGUUGUUCCGGUAGUCUUCAGAGACAUCAAAGUAUUCACAGUGGAGAGAAGCCCUAUGAAUGUAAACUAUGUAGUAAAACAUUCAGGCUGUCCAGUAAUCUUCGAGCACAUGAAAGAAUUCACAGUGGAGAGAAACCCUAUGAAUGUAAAGAAUGUAGUAAAACAUUCAGUCAUCCUAAUAGUCUUCGGGAACAUGAAAGAAUUCACAGUGGAGAGAAACCCUAUGAAUGUAAAGAAUGUAGUAAAACAUUCAGUCGUUCUAGUAGUCUUCAAAAACAUGAAAGAAUUCACAGUGGAGAGAAACCCUAUGAAUGUAAACUAUGUAGUAAAACAUUCAGGCAAUACAAUCAUCUUCAGAGUCAUGAACAAACUCAUAGUGGAGAGAAGCCCUAUGAAUGUAAACUAUGUAGUAAAACAUUCAGUUGUUCCAGUAGUCUUCAAAAACAUGAAAGAAUUCAUAGUAGAGAGAAACCCUAUGAAUGUAAACAGUGUAGUAAAACUUUCAGUUCUUCAAGUCAUCUUCAGAAACAUGAAAGAACUCACAGUGCAGAGAAGCCAUAUGAAUGUAAACAAUGAAGUAAAGCAUUCAUGGA
Molecule: messenger RNA, 1739 nt
Organism: Erinaceus europaeus (western European hedgehog)
Lineage: Eukaryota; Metazoa; Chordata; Mammalia; Eulipotyphla; Erinaceidae
Product: zinc finger protein 709-like
Exons: 4
Coding region: 106-1722 (538 amino acids)
Biological process (GO): regulation of transcription by RNA polymerase II
Molecular function (GO): DNA-binding transcription factor activity; RNA polymerase II cis-regulatory region sequence-specific DNA binding
Source: RefSeq, a predicted model, not a curated record